CGUUCGUAUGGCACGAAGCGCGGGAAAUGAAGUGCUCGGUGCUGACCACAAUCUACGGACCAGGGAACACCACAUCUGGAGGGCUCGUAUUCAGGUCGUCGGCGCUCUCGAACGGCAAGAAGCUUGUCGACUUCGCGGCGAAUAACACGGCUAAGUGGUUCGACUACCUGAACCUCUGCAAGGCGCAUAAAACUGUCACGCUUCUACGCGUCCCGACCACACUCCGGGACGCGAACAUCGUCGCAGCUCGAGGGAUCGUAGCCGUGGAUGCAACCAAGAUGCCCAAUUACGAACAAAUCUUCACCCACGACUCGAAGCUCGUAGACACGUCACUUUUUCGUGCCCCUCCGAAGUACGAAUUUGACGUUCAACACUGCCUGAUUUCAACUUACUUCAACCUCUACUGGAUCGCGUGUCUUGACUACCCGUUGGCUAUCACCACCGCUGCCGUGUGUGAGGAACUGUAG
Molecule: messenger RNA, 467 nt
Organism: Hyalella azteca
Lineage: Eukaryota; Metazoa; Arthropoda; Malacostraca; Amphipoda; Hyalellidae
Exons: 3
Coding region: 27-467 (146 amino acids)
Source: RefSeq, a predicted model, not a curated record